Messenger RNA from Physcomitrium patens, 2468 nucleotides. RefSeq lists its product as uncharacterized. Lineage: Eukaryota; Viridiplantae; Streptophyta; Bryopsida; Funariales; Funariaceae. The record is from RefSeq and is a predicted model, not a curated record.
ACCGAGUUUAUUUUCCAGUCCCCGACGCGAGCUUGCGACCGAGUGAGGGUAGCGAUAGCUGUCGUCUCGGCAACGCGUGGGCCUGCCGCUGGCCAGGACGUCGCCACAUUAUUCGUUGGCGUUCUGACUGUCGAGGACACCAGUAGUUGGGAGAUUCCGUGAGGUGUGAGAUCAGUGUUGUUUGGUCGAGUGCCACUCGAGUGCUAUUGCUUGAUGGUAACAGUUGCGCGCUCGGGAUAGUUUGCUGGCGCUGGUUGUGGUGCUGUCUGUGAGCUGCUGCGUCGAGUCGUAGCAUUGAUUAGAGUGAAUGACAGUGCUAGUGUUUGAACCACGCGGCAUUGUGUACUUGAAUGAGACACGCUGCGUAUUCCGUGUUGAGGUUGACCCUAUGGUAGAGUUAGGGGGUGCGGGCGGGUGGCGUUCUUGAGCGGCACUGGACUUGUUGAAGAAUGCGUUGAGGUCUCUGCGCCUCGUUAGCGCUGGACAUUCUAUUUCUGUUGGAUAGUUCCGGAGCGAACUGAGACUUUUCGAGAAGGAUUGUUCUUUCUAGAGUGUUCGUGGUGUUUCUCAUCCCAGAUUAAGCGUUCACAGGGGAAGUCAUUUUGAUCUCCAGAGGUUUUGUAGAGAUGUCCAUGCGCCACAGGGCAACACAGUGCCUGGGGAAGAUCUCCGACAAACCGCGAAGCCGUGCAUCCAAUCCUGCAAGCCCACUAUGGCCGGGAUAUCAUGUUCGGUCUCAUGAGCAUGAAGUAAGUCAACCCAGCAGUCCUGCUCCGUCUGUUGCAUCUGAGAGGCUCUCUCGAUCCCGAGAGACGGUCAAGGCAUGGCUGGAAUCCAGCCCAACGUCUGUGCUGGGCGAUCACCUUGUAGUCGGGAGUCGCACUUCCUCUUCACAUUCUCACGUAUCCUCGCCAGGCCGACCGGAGUGCCGAGCCUGCUCAUCUCCUUUCGACCGUUCUCGCUCGAACAACAUCUUGCCUAGGGCAAGAGCCAUAUCUCCUCCCAAGUGUCCGGCGAGUAGAAAUCCACAAGAACUGUCAAGAAUCGAUACUGGACGUUAUAGUGGUGGUAGCUUCCUCAUGCUCGCUUUCAAGAAUUCUCAACGACAUGGGUCGACAACUCCUCCUACAUUUCAGCACUCAGGAGCUUUUAGGGAUGAUCACCUUCAUAGUUUCACUCCGGAAGAAUGCAGCUCUCCGGGGAGCGAGUUUAGCUUGACUUCCGAAUGGCACAACAUGGUGGCUGCUGGGAACGCUGCAGGCAUGAGCACACGCAAUUCGUCGUCGAACACUUCGGAUUUCGAAAUUUCGUAUGAAGGUUUGAGUGGAUCCCGUGUUAACCUGAGUACCGCUACUUCCAUGUCUCGCGCCCAUCCGCAUGGGGCACGGAACACAUCUCGAACUCAGUCAAUGGAACUCCCACGGCUAGUGCGUUCAAAUGAACUCUCUGGAAGUGGCCAGUUGAAAAAUGACAAGUACACGGUUAACCACCAAUCAGCUCCUCACAGUGCUGACCUGAAGAGGACAUAUACUCGUCAGUCAUCUGUAAAUUACGAUAUCAGUGAUCUUCAUAGAAUGUCGAGGGGGGACGCUGCUUCUAUGCGAGAAGCGUUUGGGCAUGUUCCCAAGCAGAAAGUGCACAGUUCCUCUGAUUCGAAGUUCACCAGUCGAUUUGACAAGGAGGAAAGGGAACUGCAGUCCUUGGAAGAGCAACAACGAGCGAAAACGGCUGCCGCACUGAAGCAAGUCGAGUUGAAGUUGGAGCUCGAGCGUGCCCGCCUGAUUGAGAAAAUGAAUAACGAAUUGGCAAUGGCACGUCGGAAGGUGGAGGAGAAGAAGGCCAGAUCAGCCAUUGAUACCAAGAUCAUGAGACGUCCCGCGAAAAGUCCUCGCGGCUGCCUUUUCCUCGGCUGAAGUUCAUCGUUCUACCUCAACCAUGAGACUCCGAAAUCCUCCUCAACAUUACUGGCACCGAGUUCCACUUCUACAGUUUUGGUUUUUCUAGCAGACAAUUAACAUGUGUCGAUGACGUGAUAUUUUCACGAGUGUACAAUGUGCAAGGUUCAUCUAAGCGCACCCGGAGGCGAUCAGUGUCUUCAGAGGUGUCAGAAACAUAUCAUUCAAGAUUCUGGACAGCAUCCACAGGAAUUUGUAUAGUAAAGCCGAUGACACCUGUUUCAGAAAGUUUUGAUGCAUAGCCUUACAUCAUCAUUGUAGGCGAAUUAGUCGCGGUCCCAUUUCAGAGGUCAACAGUGGAUCAAAUUGAUCCCACAUAUUCUUCAAGGUUUUUGUUAGUCUGCCUUUGUUGGAGUCCGAGAAGCAAGUGGAUUCGAGUAAUCGACGUUCUGCAAUCAUCAUUCUUGGCGAUCGAUAACUGUUCGCUUCAAAUUUGUACUUUGAAUUCUGCAACUAAUAAUACGCGCAAGAGAUUUUGCAAAUAAAAUCACUUGGAAUUGUAUCUUGGAUUUA